AUGGCCGGCUCGAACUUCUCUGUCGAAGCCCUCAUGAACUCUCACCAUGUGUUCCACCAGCUCGGAGAUGAUAUCGCUCUGGUUUCCAAGACUCCUUCAAGACCCAAUCAUCCAGCUCCAGUCACAGAGGGCAGCACAUGGUUGAUUACAUACAAUGGAGCCCUCUGGCCGGCCAUGGUUUGUGACGUAGAUGGAGCACCGGCCAGAUUCAUCGCAAGUCGUCGUGGUCCUCAUGAGUUACCAGCCAUCCUUCUUGGAAGACACAAGUACAUCUGGGUGUCGACGCAAACCAUUCGAGAGUACGACCCAAACCGCGACUAUCUUGCAAGCGCGAAAAAGUUCGAUCAGCCAGAAAUCCUGGCCACAGACGAUGAUUCUACAAAAGUAGAGAAGCAACGACAGAAAGCAUUUCGUCAGGAUGCGCCGGCAUUUUUAGGUGCCGAGUAUUGGCACAACUACAUCAGUCGGAAUUCGCAGGUGCGCAAGCUCGAAGCAGAGAGAAACGCACAGGAGUCUCGCAAGAAGAGCCAAUCGACACCAAAACGACGUCGCUCUGAUGAAGACAGCUUCUCGUCCGGAAGCCGCAAGCGACGUGCCACGGGCGAAAAGGGUCACUCAACGGAGUCUAAGGGAUAUCCGACGCCAACGUCCUCGAGGAAGAAGAGCAACAGAAACAUGUUUGGCCUGGAGUAUGCUCACUUGUUUGGAGGCUGUCAUGACGAGGGCACAGAAUCUCCGAGCAGAAAGGCAGGGUCGACUAUGUAUAGUCAAGUGGUCGCUCGGGCUCAAAGAGCUAGGCAUCACGACGUCGACAUCGACGACGACACGGAUGUGGAUGGAAGCAACGGCUUGUUUAUGCCAAAGACCGGCGAUGACAAGGCUCGUCACCAGAAGUCCCCAUCAUUUAUCAAGCGCGAGCAACGACAUGCUCCACCACAGGUGGGUCCAAACAUGUGCCGCGUCCUCAUCAGCUCCAACCGCUCCGGCAUCAUCAUCCCUCUGACAGCCCUUGACAACUGCUUCUACCUCCACCAGCGUGAAACAUUCAACAACAUCACCAAAGAACACAUCAUCGACCUCCGCAAAGACCCCAGGGCCAUCGAUCAAGCCCUCACCGAGCAACAGUUCCUCUCCAUAUACGACUAUCUCCACACCGGCAAAAUCGUUCCCCACAUCACCCCAUCCACCAACGGCGACUCCAUCUCCGCGAUCGAGAAAACGCGAUCCGCGCAGAUUCUCAGCCAAGCCUUCGUCGCAGCCACCAAGAUCCAGCACGAGUAUCUCCAAGAGAUCAUCCAACAGAAGCUCUGCAGACUCCACCCGUUGCCAAUUGUCGCGAUCCCUCCUGUCGCGAGGGAGAUCCUCAGCGUCACGUCCCCAAACGGCGGCACGAAAGUUGAGAAGUUCAUGCGGGAGUGGAUUAUUGAUCAUGUUGGGUGGGAUUUCUGGGAUUUGUGUCCGAAGUUCAGUGAGCCGAUCCACAAGUUGAUCACGGAGCAUGGGCUUGCAGAGGUGGUGUUUGGGAAGGUCGUGCAGAGGAUGGAAGGAGAGAAGGCGGCAGCGGACAGGGAGGAGGCUGAGAAGACCGCGGCGGCGGAGGGGUUGACGGGGCCAAUGGCCCCUAUGAAGAUUGAGGCGGCCACUUUCCAGGCAAAGAAUAUUCCAGCGGGAAUGUCAGCGGAAGGGCAGAUGGGUUCGAAGAGGACUGAGGCAGAGCAGACUCAGUUGGAGACGAUGGGCCUGCUGGAGCCGGAGAACGCUAAGCUCGAGCAGAUCGAGGCAGAAAACAUCGAAGCAGAAAAUCCGGCAUUAGAGAAGACGGCAAGAGAGAUGGCCGCGGCAGCAGCAGAGAAGAGGGCGGCGGAGAGCUUGAAGGCACAGGACUUGGCAACUUCGAACGCGAAGCCAAGCAACAUCGACACCGAGAUGGCAGGCACGGAGAAGGUGGAAGAGCCCGACACGGCGAUACCGGAGAAGCACGAGCGAGAGAAGAUGACGGACCUCUACAAGACGGAGCCAGAGACGACCAACAUCGAGAAGAUCAAGCCGGACAGCACAAUGACGGAUGGAAUGAAGGCCGAGCAGCAGCCUCUGUCAAAUGGCAACCCAAACGAGGCUGCCGAGGGACCAGUAGAACCACUCCCCGAGGCAGUCAGUGAUUGGCUUCAUUUGUGA
Molecule: messenger RNA, 2175 nt
Organism: Zasmidium cellare ATCC 36951
Lineage: Eukaryota; Fungi; Ascomycota; Dothideomycetes; Mycosphaerellales; Mycosphaerellaceae
Exons: 3
Coding region: 1-2175 (724 amino acids)
Source: RefSeq, a predicted model, not a curated record